Messenger RNA from Ramularia collo-cygni, 645 nucleotides. RefSeq lists its product as uncharacterized. Lineage: Eukaryota; Fungi; Ascomycota; Dothideomycetes; Mycosphaerellales; Mycosphaerellaceae. The record is from RefSeq and is a predicted model, not a curated record. Bases 1 to 645 code for a protein of 214 amino acids. The transcript has a single exon.
AUGCCCGAAAGCAACCAACAAGACCAAGACCAAAAAGAAAUCUCCACAACGUUCGAAGUAGCUCCAGAUAUGAAUUUGCACAAUAGUCGAGAUCCUCUCAAUGAAAGACCGGGAAUCGAAGAUAAGAAACCUAUCAUUGAAGAACAUAUCACUGCGAUUGCUAAGCAGGAUGAUGAUGAGAUUGAUGAAAUGGAUCCUUCAUCAUCGGAGAACCACAAGGAGUCUCUCAAGCAGAAGAUUGGGAAAUAUCUUCCUGGUCAUCUUCCUGGUCAUCUUCCUGGUCAUCUUCCUGGUCAUCAUCAUGCCUCCUCCGACAGUGUAUCAAAGUCCGAACGCCCAUUAAAGUCCGAUGAUAACACCGACAAGGCCGACAAUGACAAUGAAGUGAACAUAAGAAAAAAAAACUCCACUUCUUCUUCGGAUUUUGAAGUUGUGGGGCUUAUGCCUUUGACUUCUCAAGGUUCAUCCCAUUCUUCUUCUUCCCAUUCUUCUUCCUCUUCCUCCUCUCACCGCCGGGGAAAAUUGAGUGGGAGACCGGAUUUGGAACGGCAUAUUUCUGGCAUUCCGGAGGAUGGUGAUAGUGGUGAUGAUAGUGAUGAUGAUUAUGGCGAGGAGGGUAGGGGUAUGAGGAGGAGAAGGGGAUGA